This is a messenger RNA of Pomacea canaliculata, 3417 nucleotides long. Its product is annotated as tripartite motif-containing protein 45-like. Gene Ontology annotation, cellular component: nucleoplasm; chromatin. Lineage: Eukaryota; Metazoa; Mollusca; Gastropoda; Architaenioglossa; Ampullariidae. The transcript has 6 exons. Gene Ontology annotation, molecular function: ubiquitin-protein transferase activity; zinc ion binding. The record is from RefSeq and is a predicted model, not a curated record. Gene Ontology annotation, biological process: positive regulation of DNA-templated transcription. The coding region runs from base 226 to 1827 and encodes 533 amino acids.
GGCGCCGGCCGGUGACAGCAACAGUGGGUCAGUGUUAGGGACACGAUUUCAUCACUUUUGACUAUUUAAAACAACAUUCUGUCAGCGUAUUGACUGCGUGUCCACACUUGUUUAUGUGGAAGACUGUAAGUAUCCACCACACGUUGACAGUGCUUGACGCCAGAAUAUUUGACAAACUCCAGUCGCUCAGUGUUGAAAUCGCCAUUUGCAGAUUUACCUUUCGCUAUGGCGACAGUAGUUCAGCCACACAAAAGAGAGUGUCCUGUGUGCAUGAAUGACUUCACAACACCAAAGAUUCUACCCUGUGGUCAUCUCCUGUGUCGAGAAUGUGUCAUUUCCUGGAUGGACUCUAAAUCUGACGCCGGCUGUCCUCUGUGUACAUGUCCUAUAGUAGAGCAUCAAGGUAACUUAUCUCAAAGUUCAGUCGGUGUUGUCGACGCCCUGCCUACCGACUCUGUGAUGGAAGCGAUAGUAGAAAGUGCUGGCAUGCUGAUAAAGGAUGACAUUUGUAACGCUUGUGAUGACCUCACAGCUGAAUACAUCUGUAUGGAGUGUGUGGAAAAGAUGUGUCCAUCGUGUGUGAAGAUACACAAGAAGAUGGUAGCUACCCGCAGUCACGAUGUGGAGAGUGUCAGCACUGUGACACCUGAACGUCUGGCUGCCAGCCGCCCUGCACUGUGUGCUGACCACGGCGACAAACAGGCGGAGUUGUUUUGCCCUCUUCACCAUCUUGUUUUCUGCGCAUUAUGUUUUUCUGAAAAACACAACGAAUGUCCAAACGUCAGACAUCUGGAGGACGAAAUGAAGUCAGCAGAAAACGCACUCGGGUCAUUGACGGAGGUGUUGGCUAAGUGGGAAAAUAAUCUACAGCAAGCAAUAGGUAAUCUGACGGUGCGCACCCAGGCAGCAAACGCAGUUGAAGAGCAAAACAUGGCGCUGGUGGACAAGACAUGUGACCGACUUCAGAAGAUCGUGGAGGAAUGUCGUAAAAGACUGAAGAAACUAAUCCGUGAUUCCAUUGGUAAAUUCAAGAAAUCCUUGUGUGACGUCAAAAGCGAGCUGGACAAACGUUUAGGGAAAGUGACGUCACACAAACAUCUCGUGACGCGAGCCACAACAGUCAGACCGCGUCCCGCGCUGAUACACGCAGCCCAGACUCUGACAGACAGGGUCAACAGCGUUGACCUCAGUGCCGACCUGGAAGUAGAGCCUUGGGUGAGUCCAUCGCCAGACAUAAGGAAACAGUGUGACGAUGUGGGGAAAGCAAUGAGGGCUGAGCUACAGUGGAUGGAACUAGAGCUGGCUGACGUUGAAAAACCAGUCCUUGUGUUCCACGAAAACUGCGGGACCAACAUUUGUCUGACGAACUGUCAAAGGACUGCGAAGAGGAUUCUGCCUGCUACUGAAGGCCACGGUGUGGUCAUGUCACGUGACUCCAUGGCAUUGAACGUCUUGUAUGAAGUCAAAAUAGACGAAAUAAAUCCGCCAACUGAAAAAGGUGUAUCGCUUGGUGUGACGAGAUUCCCUCCCGAACAGCGCAUUGUGCCGAUGUUGUCCGAGGACCUGACCGAAUCCAUCAUCAUCUGGGAGAGUGGAAUCCGCCGCAAAGAAAUUAAUAAAACUUCUAAUGUUGCUAAAGCUCUCAAAAGCCUCAAAGUCGGGAGUCGUGUUGGACUGUUGGUGGACUCAUCAAACAACCUUCACUUUUACGCCGAUGGACAGGACAAAGGUGUUGUAGCUGAACAUAUCCCGAUGCCCUGCUUCGCCAUAUUUGACCUUUUCAGGAAUGUCACUCAGGUGACAGCUCUUCCCACUUCGAAGAGAUGAAGCAUAUGUAAGAAUAAACAGGGAGAGACAGUGAUAACACACAACAUCGGGUUUGGCAAGGAUUUCAUCAAUAAUCUCUACAGUGUGAUGUUGUUUAACUACUGGACUCAAAGAGCUUACAAAAACAAAUAACACACACUAUAUUUAAUGCUUUACACAUUACUUAACCAAAUAUAUUUUUUUCUGGUAGCUGAUCAAGAAAGUUCACAUUUUCUUCCCAGGUUUGUGUAUUUACAUCCUUCUCUUGUGUGGCAUGCUAUAGUAAGAAAGCUCUGUACAUUUACUAGAAUUUAUCACAAGUAUCAGCAUGCUACAUUUUUAAUUUAUGUUUUGUUGCUUCAAGGUGCUGCUUGUCAUGUACUUUUAUAAUCGCUGGUAUAAUUGAAACAUUAUAUGUAUCCAUUAUGUUACAAUUUAUCAAGUCCUACUUCAUGAUCUGUAUGAUAAUUUGUUGUCUAUUGCUACAGAAUAUGUUUUGUGCUUUAUAUCAAUAUCUUUGAUGUUGGUGGAGAAAAAUAAAAAAAGUUUUAUAGAAAACAUUCUUGUGUUUGCUAGCAAAACGCUUUUUAAAGUAUUAUAGUGAUAGUGGAGAUGUACGGAAGUUGCUUAACAUACGGACUCAUACGUUUAGAGACAAAUCUCUCAUUAGUUUCAUUAAGCUCCUUUGUUUGUUCAGCUGUCCACUCUAGCGAAUGGAGAAUAGUUCUAAAGAACAUAAAUAUAAAAAAUAUGAUUAAAGAGUUUAAAAAGUGUGACAAUAUAGAGAUUUAGCUCUGAUGGCGGUUUCUUCGUCGAGGAAAUUAUGAUGCGAAAGUACUUAAAUGCAUGUGUGUAACAUGAUAAUCAGUCUUAUUUUGAUGAAGUAUUGUUUAUAUAUUAUAUUUAUUUAUCCAUUCAGCUUUUAGUUUUGCUUCUUUGUCUUGGGUCUCCUCGACAGACAAUAAAGUCUGAUUUGAUUUUUUAUUGUUUCUGUGGUUAAAGGACAGAACAGUAACAGGUGACAGGCAAAUGAAGGAGGGAUAUUUCUGUAAGAGAACGAAUCAGGAAUAUUAAUUUAAUUAAUUAAACUAAAACUCACGCUAGUGUCAUCCAGUACGAUGAACCAGAUCAGCAUUUUCCUUCUUCUGUGUUUCUAAAUUAAGAAGAAUCCAAUAGUUAUAGGUUCUGUAUAUAUGUGAAUAGCGAGUUUCUGUACUGACUGUAACAGCGACUUUCUACACAAAGCUGGUUUCACUCUGGUAUAUUUUAUUCCAGACAGUAAUUUGGACAAGAAUUUCUGUUCACUUAUGUUGUCCUCUUUAGCCAUGUGACCCCAUGACACAACACCAUGUCGAGGAGUCUACUUUUUUUUGUAUCAUUGUCGCCCCGAUCCACAACAGAUCAUCUCUUCCGUCCUCACCACUGACCGGCCAGUCAUCGGGCUUGUCAGACAGGACAUGGUAAGGGUUGUGUCAUGAUGUCUGCUGACGAUGUCCUAUCUUCUUUUCUCCUACCAUUUUAUUCCAUAUUCAUAGCCUGGUAGAUAAAGGCAUGGAGAGCCUGAUCACGUGCUAGCAUUCCGCGCUAAAGGAGCAUCUCGAGUAUUCUUUU